AGCCUCACCUCUCUGUUUCUUCUGCAGUGUCACGAUGUCUGACAGGAAGGCAGUGAUCAAGAAUGCAGACAUGUCUGAGGACAUGCAACAGGAUGCUGUUGACUGCGCCACGCAGGCUAUGGAGAAAUACAAUAUAGAGAAGGACAUUGCUGCCUAUAUCAAGAAGGAAUUUGACAAGAAAUAUAAUCCUACCUGGCAUUGUAUCGUGGGCCGAAAUUUUGGCAGCUACGUCACACACGAGACAAAGCACUUCAUCUAUUUUUACUUGGGUCAAGUUGCAAUCCUCCUCUUCAAGUCGGGCUAGGUGGCUGUGGUGAAGGUGUCAGUGGCGGCGGCAGCGAUGGCGAGCAGGCGGCGUUGCCGGGACUGUUUUGCAUUGGGGCCAGCAGCAGGCUGUCCUCUCCAAUGGCUGUGCUACUGCAUGGACUGUAUACUCGAUUUCAUGUGUGCGUCUCAGUAAACAAAACCAAACUUCUUUCUGUUUAGUUGUCUGGGGAAGAAGGCUGCUUUACGUUUAUUUUUCAAGACUUAAAAAAAAAUUUUUUUUGGGUUGUAUUGCACUAGGAAGUUUCUCCCACCCUUCCUUUUUCUCUUUCUCUUCUCUCUCUUUACAAAAUAGCCCUCAACAAAGCCCAAAAGACUAGAAGGGCUGAGGAAAAGAGAUAGGACUCUGGAGGUGGAUCUAGAACUGUGCAGCUGCCUCUUCCCGGUGGUAGAUGCUGCUUUGGGAGGGCAGGGAGGCCUUGAGGGGACAGUGUUAGAAAUGGCAAGGAGAGAAGGAUAGAAAGGAGGGUGGGGGGACUGAUCUAGUACCAGGGAGAAUAUUCCAUUGAACUGUGAUUUUAUGGCUGGGGGCAGAGGGUGGGUGGGGUGGGUUCUCAAGGGGCCCUGCGAUGUGUCUGGUUGUGUGGGAGUGGGGAGCAGAAUUGUCUUGUUGUGUUUGUCAGGAGUUCUAAGUAAGGGCUGUGUCUUUGUGGAUUACCUUCUUUUAUGCUUCCUGCCAGAGAUCAUAUUAGGAGGAGGAUAUUGAGGGUAGAAUUAGCUUGACUUCUGGUUUUUCUUUACAUUCUUCUCUCCUGUCUGCUCCCUGCUUAGCCCUUGGUUUUCUCAUUCCUCUGAAGUUCUCUUAGAACAGCCCCUGUUGUUAGUUGGCUGGCAAGGGAAUUUCUGGUGACUGUAGUUCCUUAGGUCUUAGCAAUCAAACCAAAUCAAUGUCUCCCUCGAUUCUCCUUUGUGUUUGUUUGUUUGUGUGUGUGUGUGUGUGUGUGUGUGUGGGUGUGUGUGUGUGUGUGGGUGUGUGUGUGUGUGUGGGUUUGGGGGAGGGGGGAGGGGGCAAACAGGUGGAAUCUCUAGGGUUUAUGGGAAGUAGGAAGCACAGUUAGUUCUAAGUGGGCCUUUAUGUUAAACACCUCUGGGGGUGUCUAUUGGGGUGAAGACAAGUGUCACUGCCUCCUCAGUCAUUUAGCUCAGACACUAUUUGCCCUCUGGCUGUUUGCUCCCUGAGAAGGCUUUAGGAGGACCACAACAGGACAUGGCCAUGCUGCUGUCUGUCCUGAAGCUGGGUCCCAGUGGAGGGAAGUGAUUUUGGAUGG
Messenger RNA from Fukomys damarensis (Damara mole-rat), 1592 nucleotides. RefSeq names its product dynein light chain LC8-type 2 (gene Dynll2). The coding region runs from base 35 to 304 and encodes 89 amino acids. Gene Ontology annotation, biological process: microtubule-based process; cilium assembly. NCBI's taxonomy places the organism in Eukaryota, Metazoa, Chordata, Mammalia, Rodentia, Bathyergidae. Gene Ontology annotation, cellular component: cytoplasmic dynein complex. The record is from RefSeq and is a predicted model, not a curated record. Gene Ontology annotation, molecular function: dynein light intermediate chain binding; dynein intermediate chain binding. The transcript has 2 exons.